GACUCGAGAGUACUCUGAGUCUGAGAGAGCUGUUUAUAAAACUCCAUAAACACGCAUGAUGCAUUGCAGAUGAGGAGUGGCUUCCUUCGAGUACAAAACCAUAGCUGAUACAGAUCAAGUCAAGCUAAUUCCUGCUCCAACGGUUGUAUUUCAGCUUGAGAUCAAGUCAAGCUAAGUAGCAGCUACAUAUACAUAGAAUAGAACCCCAAAUUCAUACAGAGGAUGGGAGACCCGAGUGAGGAGGCGGCGGAGAUUGAAGACAACUGGGCAGAAGCUAACAGUGGCAGGAUGAGUUGGAUCAUGAACAAGGGAUUGGGACUUGGAAAAAAAAUUAUGGUCACUGCUAUUGUAAUUUCUUCUGCACCAUUGGUUCUUCCACCGCUUAUGGUUAUUUCAGCAAUUGGCUUUGCCUUUUGUGUUCCAUGUGCCGUUGUCUUGGCAAGUUAUGCUUGCACUAAGAAGCUCAUGAGUAAGUUGCUUCCUUAUAGUACACCUCCUCUUUUGUUGGAAAAUGGCACAUUAAUGUCAAAUGAUGAUGAAGAAGAAGAAGAGCAGGGUGAGGAACAGGGAGGAAAGAUUGAUACCAAAAAGGAGGAAGGAUGGGAUAGUGGGGAUAUACUAGGAGGAGGCAAGUUGAGAAUCGAAUUAGUAGAGGAGGAAAAUGAGGAAUUUUUUGAGGAAGGGAGAAUUGAGGAGGGGGAUGAGUGUGUGCAAGAGGGUGUUGAGAAGAAUGCACAAGAAUAUUUUGCUGAAAACGAAAAUAGAUAUGAGGAGGAUGUUGGUGAGUCUACGGAUGUGGAGGAAAUGCUCAUAUUGGAUAACACUAAUGUGGUGAAUAUUGAAGGACUGAUUCAGGAUUAUAAGGAUGAUACCUUGCUAGAUGAGAAUUCAGUCAGCGACAUGUACGGAUUGGUGUCAAAUGUAGUUGAGGGUGCUGAGGAAAUAGGACUGACACCAAUUGAAGUGACUGCCAUAGUAAUGGAAGAAAGUGGGGAUCAAGAAACUGCAAGUAACACUGCCGAAGAGGAGGAAUUGGUGGAAGAGACAAGGGAAUUGCUAGAAAAAAUUAGGGAUGAAGGCAAUGCUGAUAAUGCAAUGGAUUUGGAAAAGCAGUAUACAGGAGAAGUUGAAGGGGGUAAGGAGGUAAGAGAUCAACAAUUUGAUUGGAAUGCGGAAGAGAGAGAGAUACUAGUUGAAGAUAAAAUUUCGGAUAUUAGAUUAGAAAAACCUACUGGUACCAUGGACGGCGGAGUAGGCACUGUUUCUGGGCAUGUCAAACCAACUGGAGAUAUAGGGAGUGUUUUGGAAAGCAAGAAUGCUGACAAUAAUUUAGAGGCAGAGAAGCCAAUAGGGGAAGCCAAUGAUGUUGGCAACGCUUUAGAGGCAGAAACGAGAAAUUUGAGGCCUGUGAUGAGCAGCAUCGUGGAAGACAAGCAAAAGCCUGUGAUAAGCAAGGAGGAAAUAGUACUACAAGGAGGGAGAGCAGAGGAUAAUGUCAAUAACUUAGAUUUUCAGUUGAUCAGAGAGAAGGAAACUGUGGUUUCCUCAAGUAUAGAUGCAAGAGAGAUUGCUGAUGAAAGUGGGCUUCAUUUGUUUGAUGAGAAGAAUGUAUCUGGUCAGCAAUAUACUUCUUAUGAAACUUCUGAAGGUCAUGGGGGUGAUGAAGGUGCGGAUUUCGCAGAGCUUCCUGUUUCACACAGGGCACAUGAAUCUACAGAUGCUGUGAUAUCUUCUGGAAAGGACGUCAGCAUGCAUCCAAACGGGGUACUGUACGAUGAGGCGAAAAUAUGGAGACAGAUUGAUGCUAUGCGAAGAAUAGUAGGAUACAAAGCCACACCCCAUGCAACAUGCAUAGAGGAACUCAAGGCUCUUUACCUCUUCACUGGUGUGGAACCUCCUGCAUCAUUUGGUGACCAUCCUGAUCUUGCACAAGUCAAUGAUAAACUUCGCAUUCUCAUGUCCAUAAUUGGAGUUAAGCUAGACUGAAUUGAUCCCGUGUAGAUUUGUUGUUUUAUCUGUUUCAACUUUCCAGUUAGAUGUUGUGUGUGUAUUAGUCUCACAAAAGUCAUAAACUAUCUGUAUUUUGUAAAAGAUUUGUAAAAGAAUUGGUUCUGCCGUUUGAUAAAGAAUCUCAUGCUGUUUG
Messenger RNA from Prunus mume (Japanese apricot), 2143 nucleotides. RefSeq lists its product as uncharacterized. The record is from RefSeq and is a predicted model, not a curated record. Lineage: Eukaryota; Viridiplantae; Streptophyta; Magnoliopsida; Rosales; Rosaceae.